CUAAUUUACUUUCCAUUUUUGUUGUGGAUGGUCGCGGAUUUUGUAUCAGGUGACCGUUAGCCCCCUUCAACGUCUUUAUUCUCUUCUCCGCCCUAAAAAUGCCUAUUCCCACACUUCAACUUCACAGUCACGGUGAUGAGAAUUUGAAUUCAUUGGUAGCUUGCUAUCGUCUAUAAGAAGCAUUGCCAUUCAUUCUGUAUCAGUAUUUCUCUCUCUUUUCUCCGAUUUGGGUUUUGGAUGCUCUGAGUUGUGACAUUGCCUUUUAUCUGUGAAUGAUUUUCUUUUAGUGGUUUGCAUAAUUACAAUCAUAAUCACAAUGGAGAAUGAGUUUGUAACUCCUGCAAAGCAGUCGGCAACAGCAGUCCACUCUUGCUAUGCCCCUGUUGCCUCUGAUGGGAAAACCCCAUCAGCAGAUGUAACCAAAACCCCUUGUGCAUUGACGGAGCAGCAGAGCAAUAUAAUGAAACCCGACAAAGAAGAAGGCCAAGAAGAAGAAGAACAAGGCAAAACAGGAAGACACCCGGAGCGCGUAAUAGUUCCUCUUCAUCAACAGAAGAAGCUAUGGAGCAUGGAUGGAAGGUACAUGAGCCCUACAGAUCGCAUAAUGUCUCCUGUCACCCAAGUCCUACUUGCAAGGAACAAAAAGUUUCCUCUUCCGCCUUCAAAGGUUCUAGAUGGUACUUGUAACGAUUCCGAACCUUCUGCUCUAUGAGUCAUGUUGUCAGAAAGCUUUAUGGAUCGAUUCGACUCAUCAAAAAUAUUCCCGGACACUGAUGGAGUUUCCAGAAUUUUCUUGUUUUUAAAAAAGUUUUCAUUAUUAGGUUAUAGUUUUUAACUUUCAGGAAUCGCACUUGAAACAGUAUCCCUUUGAUGUGUGCUGGAAGUUGAAGGAUAAAUUUGUACAGCUCUUGUUUGCUAGUUGUAUAUACUAAUCGUGAGAUAAAUGAUGGUUUAUCGUUCUCAUAUCUUGUUUGAGUUUCGCGUUUCUCUUUUAAAUCAAGGUAGUAAAAAGAGGAUUGAAUUCUUUUGCUUA
Cryptomeria japonica (Japanese cedar) is the source of this 1033-nucleotide messenger RNA. RefSeq lists its product as uncharacterized. The record is from RefSeq and is a predicted model, not a curated record. Bases 317 to 712 code for a protein of 131 amino acids. NCBI's taxonomy places the organism in Eukaryota, Viridiplantae, Streptophyta, Pinopsida, Cupressales, Cupressaceae. The transcript is spliced from 3 exons.